Messenger RNA from Anisakis simplex (herring worm), 328 nucleotides. The record is from the annotation of a GenBank genome assembly. Lineage: Eukaryota; Metazoa; Nematoda; Chromadorea; Rhabditida; Anisakidae.
GGACUUCUACCAAACCCAAGCUGUGGCAAAUCCUUGUGGUCUCGAUCCGGAAUACAAGUGUGAAUCUGGAAGACGAAGACUUUUACAGACGGGAUCAGGCCUGCGCAUGAGACAUGGAUACAAUGUCGGCCCAACAGCUCAAGAGCAGUUAUCAUCAACGAGCAGCAACGAGAAUCUCAUCAGCACUUCGGUCGGAUGUGAGUGUUGGAAGAAAGGCGUGGUCAUCAGUAUCAUUAGUACAGCUAAUAUGAUUGUUGGAAAUGUGCUGCUGAAGAAAAAGGGGCGAAAAGCAAUGUUAACAAGUAUCAUUUAUGUUUCCUACAUUUAA